CUCACUAUCUAAAUUCCCGUUAUCAAUUUCCAGCGCCAGCCUCUUCCUUUCAAAUUUCAGGUAUUCGGUUAACCUUCUCUGCGUCAUAUCAUCAAACAGAGAGUGAAUGAGAAGAUGAGCAGAGGUUGCCGGGAGGUGGAGCGGAGAAUCCUCCGCCUCCUCCACGGCCGCGAAACCCGAACCCAGCUCACCCAAAUCCACGCCCACUUCCUCCGCCACCACCUCCAUCAACUGAACCAGAUACUCGCGCACUUCGUCUUGGUUUGUGGUUCCCUUAAUAAAAUGGCAUACGCGAAUCUCGUCUUUCGCCAAACCCAAAACCCCAAUCUCAUCCUCUUCAACUCCAUGAUCAAAGGGCAUUCCGUUUCAGGGCCUUUUGAAGAAUCCCUUUGCUUCUUCUCCUUGAUGAAAAACCGCGGAAUUUGGCCCGACGAGUACACGUUUGCCCCUUUGCUGAAAUCGUGUUCCAGUCUUGGUGAUCUCAGACUCGGAGAAGGAGUUCACGCGGAGAUUCUCACAAGUGGGUUUGAAUGUUAUGGUUCGAUUCGUGUUGGGAUUGUUGAAUUGUACGCGGUCUCUGGGAGAAUGGGCGAGGCCAAGAAGGUGUUCGAUGAAAUGCUUCAGAGAGAUGCCAUUGUUUGGAAUUUGAUGAUUCGUGGGUUUUGCAAGAUGGGAGACAUUGAUAUGGGGUUUUAUCUUUUUAGGCAGAUGAGCGAAAAGAACAUUGUCUCUUGGAAUACCAUGAUCUCUUGUUUGUCACAAAGUGGCUGGGACAGUGAGGCUUUGGGCCUAUUUCGAGAAAUGCAAGAUCACGGUUUUGAACCCGAUGAGGCUACGGUGGUCACUAUGCUGCCUAUCUGUGCUCGUUUGGGAGCUGUCGAUGUCGGGCAAUGGAUCCACUCUAAUGCCAAAUCUAGUGGACUAUUUGGAGAUGUUAUCUCUGUGGGGAAUUCGUUAGUGGAUUUUUAUUGUAAAUGUGGUAGUUUGGAAACUGCUUUCCAGGUUUUCAAGGAAAUGGCUCAUAAAAAUGUUGUUUCCUGGAACACCAUGAUCUCUGGUCUGGCUUUUAACAGUAAAGGUGAACUUGGAGUUAACUUGUUUGAAGAGAUGAUAGGCAAAGGCGUCAAUCCUAACGAUGCUACCUUCGUGGGGGUUUUAGCUUGUUGCACACAUGCUGGGUUGCUGGAAAGAGGGCGGGAGUUGUUUGCUUCAAUGACUGUAAAUCACCAUUUAGAGCCUAAAAUUGAGCAUUAUGGAUGUGUGGUUGAUCUUCUCGGGCGAAGUGGAUGCAUUGAUGAGGCUCAUGGCUUGAUUAGAGGUAUGUCAGUUAGGCCAAAUGCUGCUUUGUGGGGUGCAUUUAUUAGUGCUUGUCGCACUCAUGGCAAGACAGAACUUGCAGAAUAUGCAGUUAAAGAGCUCAUCGAUCUUGAGCCAUGGAAUUCUGGUAAUUAUGUGUUGUUGUCGAAUAUUUAUGCUGAAGAGGGGAAAUGGGAUGAAGUGGAGAAGGUGAGAGUGUUGAUGAGGGAAAGAAGUGUCAAGAAAGUUCCAGGAGCAAGCAUGGUCAGGUAAUUUGUGCAGCAAGUAAUUUAGUCUUGUAAUUUUAUGUUUCCUUGAAAUGAUGUGAGGGUGUGGAUUUUGAAGAGACAAAUAUGAAAAUUACAUGUAAAUCAGAAAUUUUGAUUUAUUUCA
Messenger RNA from Malania oleifera, 1689 nucleotides. RefSeq names its product pentatricopeptide repeat-containing protein At1g09190. Lineage: Eukaryota; Viridiplantae; Streptophyta; Magnoliopsida; Santalales; Ximeniaceae. The record is from RefSeq and is a predicted model, not a curated record. Gene Ontology annotation, molecular function: protein binding; RNA binding. Gene Ontology annotation, biological process: RNA modification. The coding region runs from base 115 to 1569 and encodes 484 amino acids. The transcript has a single exon.